AUGGCGUCCUCAGAAACACAGCAGGAAAAAACUCCACUAACGGGUGAAAAAGCACACGAAGAACCUUCAGUAACCAGGGAUUCCAGUUUAAUUCAACAAAUUUCACACUUUAUUGGUAUAGCGGACACAUUAGAGGAGAAAAUUAACUGGGAUGCAAAAAGACUCCGGCACAUCGAAAACCGGUACAAGGUAAUAGUGGAUGAAGUCAACAAAUAUGCCGCCCGCCAUCGAUCCAUUGAAGCUGAAACUCCACUCUCCUUCAAUGAAGAAGAUGCUGAAAAAGGAACUAGGGCAUUGCCCACGUGGGCUUCAAUUAAAAGAGCAUUUGGACAACCAAAAACUUCUGUUGGAAACUAUCAGAUAUUAUAUGAUACCUUGCCUCAACCACAACGAGAAUCCAUCCCGUCAGCUAUAUUUAAUUCAUUUUCGAAUUUAUUGAAAAAAGGCACACCAGUCAGCAAAAAACGCGUGAACUUUCAAAAAUCUUUUGCCGCGAAAUGCAAACUCCGUUCCAUUAUGGUUGCAUACGCCGUAAAUACAAUAGAGCAUCCAGAUGAAGCUUCACUACAACCGGAAACAGAUUCUAUGGAGUCUACUGCCAGUGUUCAACAUUCUGCCAUCGAAAACUCAACAAGCUCCUCCGAGAACUUUGAUCAACUCGAUGAUUCCGUUGACUUCAAAACAGAAGGUUUAUACGACCCUAUGCCAAGUCUUCGUUCACUUCGUUCACUUCGUUUACCUGACUUCAGCACAGAAUUUUUUUUCGACUUUAAAAAACACAAUUCCUGUUCUCCAGACAAUGUACAACCUGAAGAGCUCGCCCCCUCGAAAAUUACACCGUUCCCAAUCAAGCAUUGCGCCCGGGAAGAGCUUACUAGAAAAUUCGCCCGUAAAGUUCACGACAAAAUAAAACGAGUCAAGGCGAACUUAUGGAGCAAAACAGAUCAAUUUUUGGCCAUGGGGGUUGACGAGCGUCCAUGGUUCACCUACUGGAUCUCCACUGUUCAAACAUUCGUCUGCAUUCUCAGCCUCUUGUUCUACGGAUUCGCGCCUUUUGCUCUUGAAAUGAGAGAAGCUAGGGGUGACGUCAUGGACAUAACUUUGUCAAGUCGACGAGUCGCAUACUUGGAGCAGUCGAAUCCUUGGUUUGGGCCACACUACGCGGAUCUUAUCCGGCUUGGCGCAGUCUACUCGCCUUGUAUGCGACGGGAGCUUGAAAUGUGGAAAGCUAUUGAAGAAGACAGACGCAUCGAAAAUAAGACAGGAUGCUGUAUUACUAAUGAUCGAAGUGGAUGCUAUCAGAGUAGCGAAUCGAUUUGUCCGCGCACCAUGGCUAGAUGGAUUCGAUGGGACAAACCUCUGACAGCGGCGUCAAAGAAGAACUUUCUCACCCAUGAAUCUAAAACCAUCUGGACCCAACCUAGGAAAUCCGGUGCAGUCUGCGGCCAAGAUCCUUCCUAUUGCCGACUCCCACUCUCAGUGGCACCCUACGAAUGGCCAGACGACAGCACACAAUGGCCGAUAUGCCGGGAGAAUCACAAUGGCCCUGGGCUCCCCGAGCACUUGACCUGUCAGAUUACAGGCCGCCCAUGUUGCAUUCAGUUUCAGGGUCUCUGUCGGAUAGCUACCAAAGAAUAUUGUGAUUUUGUUCAAGGGAUUUGGCAUGAGAAUGCGACGCUUUGCAGUCAAGUCAACUGUUUCUUGGGUAUCUGUGGUAUGAUUCCCUUCUUUUCCGGUGACAAUCCUAAUCAAAUCUAUCGGCUAUUCACGUCACUUUUCAUUCACGCUGGAGUCAUCCACCUGGCACUCUCAAUGGCUUUUCAAAUGUAUUUUAUGGCAUACCAGGAAAACCUGAUAGGUUCUAAAAGAAUGGCGAUUUUAUAUUUUGCAAGUGGAAUUAGCGGGAACCUGGCUUCUGCCAUAUUCGUACCGUAUUAUCCAACUGUUGGGCCUUCCAGUGCACAGUGUGGGGUUUUCUCCUCGGUUGUUGUCGAACUUUGGCAUUUUAGACAUCUUCUAGAUCCAUUCGAGUUGAAAUUCCAGUCGAUAGCCCAUUUAAUCGUGACACUACUCGUCUUAUGCAUCGGUUUGAUUCCAUGGAUCGACAACUGGUCGCACCUUUUUGGAACAAUUUUUGGGUUGAUAACUUCUAUAAUAGUCUACCCAUAUAUGGAUUUCGGGGAUAAGGAUUACGACCCUCUUCUUCAGUACAUUUCAAGUACCGUACCUAAAUCACCCCUGGUCCAACGUGGCUCAAUGAGCACAAUAAUAAAUAUCGCGGACAUGAGGACUGCUCAGGGAUACGGUCAAUGGGCAAAUGCAUUCCCUUAUCGUGGAGAUCAAGGCAGGACGCCUGUAUUCACGGCUCAAGUGAUCUGGAAAUUUCUACGCAAAAAAUUCAACAAUAAGCGAUCGUUCUACGUGUUCAUCUCGGCAAUUGUGUUCUCCAUCUUGCUCUCCAUCCUACUCGUGGUUUUCUUUGGAAAUGUGAAAAUCGACUGUCCAUGGUGCACUCAUUUCAAUUGUCUACCCGUAUUUCAGUGCCAUAAUCUAGGUCUAAAGCUCAAAAAGUGGCUCCCAAUUUGA
This is a messenger RNA of Caenorhabditis elegans, 2586 nucleotides long. It is a transcript of the gene rom-3, whose product is annotated as Peptidase S54 rhomboid domain-containing protein. Bases 1 to 2586 code for a protein of 861 amino acids. Gene Ontology annotation, cellular component: membrane; endoplasmic reticulum membrane. NCBI's taxonomy places the organism in Eukaryota, Metazoa, Nematoda, Chromadorea, Rhabditida, Rhabditidae. Gene Ontology annotation, molecular function: serine-type endopeptidase activity. The transcript is spliced from 13 exons. The record is from RefSeq and is marked reviewed.